AUGCCAGCACAACGUCGUCAUCGCUCGACGGUCGCCUGUAAAAAUUGCAGACGUCGGAAGGUGCGGUGCAGUGUGACCGUUACAGGCGUACCGUGUUCAAACUGCACCCAAGAUCGAACCACAUGUGCCAUACAGGAGAUCGGUCAUGAGUUACUUAGAAGUACCUUCCCGAUAUCUGCACGCGAGGCGUCGCCGGUGACUGUUCUGGAGGAUGCUCCGGGAACCGAGUAUUCUGCAACUUUGAGAAACAAGAACCUGAUCACAUCUCCUGAUUAUGCACCACAAACUCACAAGAUUGAUGCAACGGGGCCAUUGACGUUCAAUAAAGCCGCUGCACUGCAUGACAAUGCUGACACUCAACUCGACCCAGAGCGUCAGAGAGAUCUCGAUGAAGAGCAAAGUGGCGCUGAGCUCUCGUAUGCUGCAAGAGGGCAAGGAAAUUCGAGCUUGGGCACACCUUUCUACACUGGAGAACAACCGGGAGUGACUUCCCUGUUCGACACUCAGGAGCCUAUACCAAGGCACAUUAUGCUUAGACCUGCUCCCCCAAGUGUGUUGUCACGUGAUGAUCGCGAUUUUCUACAACGCAAAGGUGCGCUGAAGCCUUUGCUCUUGUACUCUCAUCGAGAAUUUCUCCGCGCAUACUUUCACCACGUUCAUCCAAUGCUACCAAUACUGCAUCUUGCUAGGCUACAGGAAUUCGAAUUCCCUGAGUCAAUACCACUCCAUGGUAUGCUUUUGUAUUGGAGCAUGGCUGUUGUAGCGGUGAAUUUCGUUCCGAGCGACGCGUGGAGGGCAGAGAAUUUCACAUCAAGGAAAAAUAUGAAAGAUACGAUGUAUGAUCGUGCGAAAUGCAUGUACGACAACUCUGGAGAAACUGACAAAGAAGUCCUUCUACAAGCCGCCCUUCUAUUGUCUUUCUGGCACUCUGACAGAGACAGCCAUUCUCAGCCAUGGUAUUGGAGCGGAGUUGCGAUCAGUUGGUGUCACAUCAUAGGUAUGCACCGCGACCCAGAUGCGGCGCGGGUCAAUCCGCUCGUCUCUCCCCAGCGCCGCAACCUGUGGCGACGAUUGUGGGCCAGCUGCCUGUUUCGCGAUCGUUGGCUGAGUUUGACACUCGGAAGACCUCUCAGAAUUCGCCUGAGCGACUGCGACAUGCCUUUUCCAGUUCCACAAGAUGUCCUGCAUGAUCUCAGCAUGCUUCCCAACGCGCUACGUGCUUUUUACAUUCCUGAGGAUCUCAGUAUUAUGAUCGAGCACUGGGUGUUGCUGAUUCGACUCAGCAGAAUGCUGGGUGAGGUUCUUUCUCUGUUUUAUCAACAGUUGGGAGUUCGACCAACGCUCUUGCAAUUCGAUGCCCUUGAGUCUCAGCUGAGCGGAUUUGCAAUCCCCGAACCCUUCAAAACUUCCCCGUGCCCGCUCGCAAUGUUUAGCUACUACCAUCUCCAGUUGCACUAUCAAGCGACCCUAAUAACGUUCUAUCGCCCAUUUGUAUCCACAGUCCCACAGGGUCUUCCCCCGCAAGCAGAAGAAGCCUGGAAAAGUCGAGUGCGAACUCGCAUGGACACCGCUGCAACAAAUUCGAAUGGCAUCGUAGACUGUAUUGCUCGCGACGGACUUGUGGGCUUCGCAACCCCAAUGACACCACCGCUGCUUAUACCCGCUAUGCAUGUCCACCUGUUAAACUGUAAGUCCGAGAAUCAUUUAACCCGUCGACUAGCUCUUAACAAACUCGAAAUGUGCAUGGCAAUUAUGCGAGAGUUGCAAAAGACCCACACUUCGGCAUCGAUCUUCUGUGGGGUGUUUGGAGAAGCAAUUCGCCAGCUUGCGCCAGGACCCUUGGAUGAGAGUAUCUGGGGUGUUCCUCGGAUCAGACGUCCUCAGACGGUGGCGGCAUUGUCGCCUGAAGGUAUUCAAGCCCCUGGCGUCGAUGACUUUGCUUUGCAGACAGUCGUUACAGAUGAUAUUUUGGAGUCUCUUUUAAACGAGACCUCAUCGUACAACUUUUGGGAGUCGAUAAAUAUGCCGGAACAGUCUUGGAACAACUAUAGAGAACUAUGA
This is a messenger RNA of Ascochyta rabiei, 2061 nucleotides long. RefSeq lists its product as uncharacterized. Lineage: Eukaryota; Fungi; Ascomycota; Dothideomycetes; Pleosporales; Didymellaceae. Gene Ontology annotation, biological process: DNA-templated transcription; regulation of DNA-templated transcription. The transcript is spliced from 8 exons. Gene Ontology annotation, molecular function: zinc ion binding; DNA-binding transcription factor activity, RNA polymerase II-specific; DNA binding. The coding region runs from base 1 to 2061 and encodes 686 amino acids. The record is from RefSeq and is a predicted model, not a curated record.